Molecule: messenger RNA, 13535 nt
Organism: Aquila chrysaetos chrysaetos
Lineage: Eukaryota; Metazoa; Chordata; Aves; Accipitriformes; Accipitridae
Gene: CASTOR2
Product: cytosolic arginine sensor for mTORC1 subunit 2
Exons: 10
Coding region: 311-1483 (390 amino acids)
Biological process (GO): negative regulation of TORC1 signaling; cellular response to L-arginine
Cellular component (GO): cytosol
Source: RefSeq, a predicted model, not a curated record
UGAGUGGCAAGUUGUUUGUUCCAGCGAGCACCAGCUGCUCGGCACUCCGGGCUCCGCUGCCUCCCUGCCCGGCUCCGCUCCGCGCCCCGCCGGCCUCCCCCGCCGGUCCAACUUUUGCACCCUCUGCUCCCUCAUCCCCCCCCCCCCCGCCCCCGGAGCCGGGAAGGGGGAGAAGGAGCCGGGGGGGGAGGAAAAAAAAAAAAAAAAAAAAAAAAAGGCACCGACAAUAACAGCCCCCCUCCCCCUCCCCAUUCAAAAACACAAAAUAAACCCCAGGGAUAGAUGAACUACAAAUGAGAAAGAGGAAAAGAUGGAACUGCACAUCCUAGAGCACAGGCUCAGAGUGGCCAGCAUAGCCAAGGAGAGCAUCCAGUUGUUUACCUAUGGAUUAAUCAAACUUGCUUUCCUGUCCUCCAAGACGAGGUGCAAGUUCUUCAGCCUCACUGAAACCCCAGAGGACUACACCAUCAUUGUGGAUGAAGAGGGCUUCCUAGGUUUGGCUGAAAGCAGGAGCUGCCUGUGCGUGGAAGCAGUUGCUGACAUUGCAGUCCUGUCCUGGAGAUGCCAUCUGAAUAAAAUAAUGGGGUUUGGGGGUAGCAACGUUCCUCCAGUGGCACUCCCAACAGCUGUCGCAUCGCAGUUUCUGUACCAUAUAUCCAGAGAGCCCUUUAUUGGAGAGCUCCCUUCCUCGGAACACUUGAGCGUGGCCGAUGCAACAUGGCUUGCCCUCAAUGUGGUGUCUGGUGGAGGUGGCUUCUCCGGCUCCCAGCCCAUCGGAGUGACCAAAAUUGCCAAGUCAGUAAUAGCACCACUAGCUGACCAAAACAUCUCAGUGUUCAUGCUCUCCACCUAUCAGACGGACUUCAUCCUGGUACGUGAACGAGACCUGCCCUUUGUGAUGCACACGCUGGCUGCUGAGUUCACCAUCCUCAGAGUAGUGAAUGGGGAGACAGUGGCUGCCGACGACCUUGGGAUAACAAAUGGAUUUGUCAAACCAAAACUAGUUCAGAGGCCUGUCAUUCAUCCCCUUUCCAGUCCGAGUAAUAUGUUCUGCGUCACCAGCCUGGAUCCAGAUACCCUUCCCACUGUUGCUACACUCCUAAUGGAUGUCAUGUUUUACUCCAAUGGAGUAAAAGACUCGGUGGUGGGCAACGAAGACUCUGGACAUAUUCGCUUUUUCUCCUUUUCUCUCAUUGAGGGUUACAUCUCCUUGGUCAUGGAUGUCCAGACACAGCAGAGAUUUCCUAAUAAUUUGUUGUUUACAAGUGCAUCUGGCGAACUCUGGAAGAUGGUGCGGAUUGGUGGGCAGCCUCUUGGCUUCGAUGAAUGUGGAAUUGUCGCUCAGAUUUCUGAGCCUUUGGCUGCAGCCGACAUCCCAGCCUACUACAUCAGUACUUUUAAGUUUGAUCACGCAUUGGUACCUGAAGAAAAUAUAAACGGUGUGGUCAAUGCACUCCAAGUCAGUCAAGCUGAAAAGCAUUAGAAAUCUUCUGAGCUGGUUCCAGAUGCUUUUUAUUAUUAUAAUUAUUAUUAUUAUUAUUAUUAUAAUUAUUAUUAUUAUUAUUCUUUUUUUCUCACAGUAUUUCUUGAAAAAUCUGAUUCCAGAGAGUGACAUGAAAAGAGACUGUGGAAAGUUGAGCAGAAACAGCUCCAAUAAGCCUUUGUUUUAAUUAUUAUUAUUAUUGUUAUUUUAUUAAAUUUAUGAAUGAGGGGCAGGAGGAAAGGGAGUUCAGGUGGUUUCCUAACGUUCAGCUCCAAGGUGAAGUGUAACCUGCCCGCGUUCUCGGUGUGGAAGGAGCUGCCGGGGGACACCCACCUCUCCCCAAAGCGCGGCGGCGUGUAUGGCCGCAUGCGCGGGCGCUCUGCCGAGAGCUUCGCGGCGCGGCUGGGACGGAUGGGCCGCUUGCUCAGAGAGAACCCUGAAAACCGUAAACAAAAUGAAACGUGGAAUUAAACAGAAAAGACGUCGCGUAGUGCUGGCUUGUCUCCUCGCAUCAGACUUUCUGAGGACUGUCCGUCAUUGCCUAUGUUGAGAUAGGAUGAGAAUUGGGUUCUGUUUCCCCUGACAAAACUGUUUGGCGUUUGAAUUUUCCCCUUUUCCCUUUCUCCCUGCAGUCAAAGCCUGGCUGCUCCGAGAAAGCCUGGGCAGAGGGAGCAUUGCUCUGGCCCACCUUCUGGCAGGCGUCGUCGCCAAGACUUCUGUCUGCAUUGAAACUUGGCCGGUUUAGCUCAGUUUUCUCCAGUCAGCCUCCCACUGCCCCCAGUGUCCCUCCUGCCAUGUCCCCAGCUCCAGGCAGCUGCUGUCCCCUCACCCCCACACCAGAGCCGUCCCCAAGCCCUUGUCAUCCAGGGCCAGCAAGAGGAGGGAGGCAUCUUUCCUCCUGUCCCCUCGGGCUUUGUCCCAUCCACUUUGUACACAUUCACGGGGACACGAAGGAUUGCCCGGGGUCCCUGGGUAGCUGCUCCUGCGCAUCCUGGGCCACCUCGGCCAGGAGCUGCUGGGGGUUGUCCCCACCAGGGCCAGGAGGUGCCCAAGCCCUGCUGGGACCCUCCUGCAGUUUUUCAACAGCUCCUUCGUCACCAGGGUGGAAAUCAUUGCCGGCUGGGGUCUUGCCUCCCAGGGGUUUUCCAUUGGGUUCAGCGGGCAGCCCUUUUGAAAGCAGAACGCUGCUGAAAAUGCAUAAAACUGGAGGUGUUUCCUUCUGGUCCUGUUGCGGGAAGGUGAUGUGGGCUCUUCCCGUGGGGCAGAAGGAGAGUGUUCGCUCCUGGCUUGCACCAAAGCUGCAGGCCAGCGGGAGCCUUGCGUCGGGGCCCGUGGUGGCACCUGCCUCCGAAUCGCGCCCGCAGCCGCUCCCAGCACCGUGGAGGACGGCGGGGACUGGUGCUGGGGGAGCAAGCAUCACCCAAGAUGUAGGUACCAGCAGUUCUGCACCGUGCUGUGACUGUGCAGUGAGGGGUGGUGAAAAGGAGAAGCCGUCUGCAGGGGACUCUGCUUUUACAGUUAGGAGCCCGAGUGUAUCUUGCAUUUGUAGACUUCUUCCCAUUUUGUUUUUGACAUGAAGAAAUUACAGGUCUUACAGAUUUCAUGAGGGCUUUCCAGCUUUGCUUAAGAGACAGCCUCUAGCAUGAUUUUCCUGAGGCUGUGUCUUGCAGGUUUAAGCCAGGGUUUUGCAUUAAUCUGGAGGCAGUAAGCAAGCACCUGAGAUCAUGCCACAGGCAUGGUUUAUACUGGUGGGUAGGACAUGCAAACACACGCACUGACUUACAGCUCACUGUUUAGUUCUCCAUUCGCGGUGCUAGAUGUCUGAGCUUAACAUUUGUGGUUUCUGGUGCUGCUGGACCCAGACACUAAGUUUCAAAUCUUUCUGAUUUUUCAUCAGUGGGAUGUUGUAUGGCAGCUAGGCAGGGAAUCAGAGCAUCCACAGAAAAAAACAUGGGUAACUUUCCUUUGUAGGACCUAACUGAGUUAAAGCAUCCCUGCUGAGAAACACUUAGGCACAUGUUUAAUACUUUACCAAACAGUAUGUUUUGCUGUUCCUUUACAUGGGUUUUCAGAAUUGCCCCAUGAUAUGUUAUAUUUGCUCCAGAUUUCUGGAGUGAAGGUUUAUUCCAGGUGUGGCACCAUGCGUCUCUGGAUGUUUGCUUGGAAAGAUGCUUUGGGCUCCUGCCACAUGCCGUAAGGAUGCAAGCACAGGUUGUGUGGUGCAAUAUUUAAAAGCACUUGUAGAUGUUCUGUGUGAAUCUGCACAACGUCGUUGGCAGUGAGCUGAGUUGAGGGAUGCAGCAGGGUGGUCAGUAGCUUUUUACCACGUAAAUUGUUGAAGGGUUUCUCCUUGGGAUGGCAGAUUGGGGUGUUUGUAGGACUGUGCAGGAUUGUUUUGGAGAGGGAUACCAGCACAUUCGUUGGUGUACAGCUACUGAGUUGCCAGCCAGGCUUUCUGGUCGGCUGAGUUGAGCCUGAGCUUUCCCUGUGUGCAUGGACAGGGUCUUCUUUGUGCUCCUGGGUUUUGUCAGCCAUUGGAAAAUUUAUUAUUUAGCCACUUUCCGCAUCAGAGAGCAACAUGCAUUGCUCUCCAUUUGUGCUAGCGCUGCUUUCUAAGGACCACGAUAUGUACGGUAAGGAAUUACUUGAAACAAGCAACAACUUUACUGAGCCUUAAGAGAAAGCGAAAAAAACAGGUUUUAAUUUUUUUUUUUUUUUUUUUUUUAACUUUGCACUCAGGCUAUUUUAGAGGCUGAUUUUUUAAUUUAAAUUUUUCACUUUUUUCCCCAAGGGAGUCAGCCUUAAAUUUCUGAAAUCUGUAGAAGUCUUUGGGGUGUUUCAAAACUUCACAAAGCAGGUUGAUGUCCUGGCACGAGAAAGUUAGCCUGAAAAAUUCACAAGCUGUAAAAUGCCAUUGAGGGACUCUCUGUCUCUGCCAUCGUCCUCAGCUUCACUUUUUUAUUUCCUCUCUCGUUUUGUCCUGAGAACCAAGAACAUUGUUUCAGACAAUUUGGGGUAGUUUGAUGGUUUCCCGUUAGUGUUCCCUGCAUCGCUUUGCUGGUGGGAACUGAGACACUCUGAAUUUAGCCAGAAUUGGUUGAACCUUGAACCCCAGCCCUGGGGAAGGGCACUCCAGCGUGCGGUCGGGAUCAGUGCAGACUUGCACAGUGGUGUUGCUUGUGACACAUUCACUGGAUAAGGCAGGAAGGGGUCUGUAGGGGCUUUGUUAAAAAAAAUUAAUAGUAAUAAUAAUAAUAUAACACCACAGCGCUUAAUGAGCCCAAAGCAGUGGCUCUUAAAGCUGCUCAACAGCUCCCACUCUUCCGGCACCUGGCCUUUGGGAUGGGGAAAAAUUGAAGGGUCUUUUAUUUUUUUUUAAAUGCCUUAUGAUAAUAAUGUCUCUGAGCAUCCCUGGCAUUGUGCUGUUUAACACUGUGUGUAUAAAAGGAGGAACAUGUCUUAGUGGGAUGCCCUUUGGCUGGGCAUCUGCAUCACUGAAAGCCCGGGUUACCUGUCAGCCACCCGCGCUGCCCCGAGCAUUCCUGCUCGGCUGGCUGGAGAGUUUUACCUGGUCGUGGCUGCUGCUAAUCGGGGAUCACCUUAACGCUGCGGGACCCUCCCCGUGCCCUCUCGGUUCCUCUCGUUGCACAAAAAUUCACCAAACAGCGAAAUGCAAAAAGCGUUUCUAGCCCUGCAAGGAGGGGUGGGCAGGGAAGGAGAACAUAUAGCCCUCCCACCCCCUCCUUGUUUCUCUGAGGCCUUUGUUUUCUUAGGAAUUUCAACCUUUCUCAUGUUGUGUGUGUUACUACGUAGGUUUUUGUCUUUUUUCCCCCAUCCCAAUUAGAUUUUGGCUACAAAUUCCCUUCUACUGUGCAAGUGUGUGCAUAUGUUCAUAUAAUUGUAUAGUGUUUACAUAGAAAUACUUAGUACGUCUCUAUUGUACACAUAUAUAAAUACCUGUGUUUUACGUUUGUAUGGCUAUAUACUGUACAUAGCAUAUAUACUUGAGCAAUAUAGGUUAAUAUAUACUGUGUGAGUACAUGUGUGUAUACUCUAGGCACACGCUCUGUGUGUGUAUAUAUAUGUAGUAAGUGCUAUAUACACACAUUUAUUCACCAUAUAUUUUUAAUUCAAGUAUAUAGGCAAUAUGAAUACUUAGUUACGCUCUUGGGAUUUCUCGACACAUUUUUAGCGAAGAGCGGCAGUGAAGCUGACCUGGAGCAAAGCUGUGGCUCCUCUGCUUGCUGUGAGCAGGCAGAGACCCACGCUGAUUCACAGCAUCGGGUUUUCCUGCCUGCUUCAGAAACACCCUGUUCCUCUUCAGUUUGGUGCCUCCAGCACAGAGACUGUAGGGAAGUUGUUUCUUUUUCUUUAUAUAUAUUUUAGUUGCUGCUCUGAAUUGCUUCAGCCUGUAAGGAGUGAGGGUUCAUUUGCAAAGUGCCUGCCCAGAGCCUGGCUGGGGGGUUUGCAACGGGGCUUCCAGUUCCCGCAAGCACCGAGCCGGUGCCCGUGCCGCCCGCCUUUCCCCAGCGAGGCUGGCUCCGGGCACCGGCCGCGGGGAGCAUCUCCUGAACCUCCUGCCUGUGAAGUCUUCGAGGUGGCCUGGCCGUGUCGCUGCAUUUCCUCCAGAGCCGGUUCGUGGAGGUCUUGCCCGGCAUCUCCGCACGAGGCUGCGGGUGCUUGCUGCGGCUGCGUGAUUUCCCGGUAGAUGUGUCUGCUGGUGGCUCGGCGGCCAGAAGGCAACCCAUGGCUAACGCAGGGCUCUGGUAUUGCUUGGGAAACUCGCACUUGUUGGUCUGUGAGGAGCUUAAAUUAGGGGGUUAUUUUUAAAGAGAUGGACGUGUUGGAGUGUCUUUUCCUGUUAAAAGUAGGAGAGGCUGUUUGAACCCGGUCAUUGGAAGUGUGUGGUCUUUGCAUCUCUCAUCAGAGUUUCCUGCUGACCAGCAGUGCCGUUCGGGUCCAGGUGGGUAAAGGUUUUUACCCAAAUCAUCCUCUGUUUUGAUACUUUGGUUACACUUCACCAAAUGCAGUGGGGGUGCUGCCUUGCAGCUGACCUUUCGGCACUUUCAGGUUGUUGAUUUUCAGUCUGGCCCAUAAAUGCCUCCUGGCACAGGUUUGUGCGGCGUUCCGUUUCUUUUCAGAUGUUGAAGUCAGUUUGGUUUGUAGUUGAUAGAGUUUCUGAAAUACUGUGCUUUAAGUGGCAUGUAUUAAUCUGUCUUGCGUAGGGAGGCCUUAAUGGAAGUAUUUGGGUUUGCUGGAGCACAGAGAUCGUGGCACCUGCAGUGGGUGACAUUCGUGUUAAGACUUACUUAAUGGCAGUGCCAUUUAUAAAGAGCAUUCAUCAUAUAAACAUCAUGCUGCUGCUUCGAAAUGUAUUUUUAACUCCAAGCUCAGUGUUACCAUUCCCAGGGGCACAGGUAGGGAAUGCUGUUGGUCAGAGAUGGGUCAACCCUCGUCUCUAAGAAAAAGCUUGUUGGUGUCAGACCCUGCUUGUGGGGUUGCAAAUGGCACCGAGCAGUGAUUUACUCUUUUCAGACAUGCCAUGCAGAGCAGGCGUGGGGAUUUUCAGGACUGACACUUGAAGGAAAACGUUACUGGAAGGUCAUGAUUGCUUUAGCCAAGAAAAGCAUCCAAUAGAAGUUUAUCAGGUUUAAUUUUUCUGAAGCGUGACAUUUUGUCCUGCAGGUGCUGGGAGGGAAACAAGGCAGUGCGAUGUAGGGGGCAUGUAGCAGAGGAGGUUGCUCGGUGAGCACUCAGUUGUUUUCCUGAUGCUCUUGAUGCUCUCAGCAGCGUGCAAACACCUGAGAGACGCAAGGCAGAAAGCAGCUCUGCUCAGACUACGGUGGUGUGUGCGAUGCACUUGCAGGGGCUGGAUUUGCCAUCCCCAGGCGUGAGCUCCCAACACAUUCCCCCACCAGCUGCCCUGCGUGGGGACCUGUUGUCUCACAGUGUAUCCCUGGGACGAGGGUUUAAUAGCGUGACUCUGACAUCCCGUGAAGGUAGGGAAGCUGUUUGGGACGUUAAAGCCUAAAUCACGUAUUCUUGAUCAGAGUCUGGCUCUGAAAGAAGCCAUUUCCCGUCUUUCUUAGCUUUGCUGUACAAUGCUUGAAUUUGCUUCUGUUACAAAGGGGGCAACCUCCCUGGUGGAAGCUAAUGCAGCCGUUACGGCCCCGGCUGCAGAAGGGCCGUGGCUUCAGUCCGUGCUGACUUGCAGCAGCUGUGGUGUCGGCCCCAGCUUCUCUAUUCCUGUGAGCAUCCCUCCUUCUGUCUCGGCUGUUUCCCGCGGGUCUCCGUGGUAUGGCAGUAAGGGAUCUGAGGAGGUCCCUGUUAGUGGACAGGCGUGGAAAGGCGGGGAUAGCUGGAGUACCAAGUGAUGCAAAGGAAUUAUUUUUUUCUUUUGUAGUUGUGCAAAUAUGAAUGUACGUGGUUUUGCUCGUUGUUGUUGUUGUGAACACGAAAGCAUUUUUCAUUCUUCUUUUUCCUCUUUGAAUCAAAGAGGCCUCCUCUCCCUGCCCAGCUUCCCCACUCAGCCCAGUGACUCCCUGGGGAUGCAUUUGUCGCAGUAGCACCAUCCCAGCAAGGGUGGCACGAGCCCUCCCAAACCCCCAGUAGUCAGAAGAUCUUCCGAUGCUCAACCUCGCCCUGGGGGAAAGCCUCCAAGCAUCACUAUGUGUUUUGAGGUAGCGGUGGUGUGAGGCACUGUGGCCGGAGGGUUUAGUCACAUCCGUGUGGUUUUUCCCGUCCAUGUACCCACACGGACUGUUUGAGAGCACCGGGGCAUUCAAACUCCCUAGUUUAGAGGUCAGUGACUGGAGUAGAAGGUGCCGGGUCCUGCGUUGGCGCAGUCAGUGCUCAGUAAGAGCAAAUGUUCCUGUCUUGGCACUGGAUAAUUGGUAUUUUCUGACAAUGACAAGGGAGAAAUUCUUCGUUCAGCCCAAGCCUGAGCGUCGGCUGCUAGCUCCCGAGUGAAGGUGUCUCACAGCAGUAUUCGGUGAUGGACAAGAAAUCAUUCUCUGAUGAGGAUUUCUUUUCUCUCUGUUACUAUGACUAUUGUGGACAUCUCCAGUAAGCAGCUUAAGGCAUCUCACUUACCUGUUCCAGUCCUGCCUGCAAACGUUGGAUUGGAUUAAACUUUUAUUACCUGCUAGAGAGUAAAACCCAGUAAUCCUUUGCCAAAUAGUAUUUACAUUUUAUGGCAUGUGCUGGGGUGUGUUUACAUUGGCCGAGAUAGCAGAUCUGCCUCCAGAUUUAGAUACCUUCUCCCCAUGAGUGCAUCUGUCUGUCUGUAUGUACCCUGCGUGGGCCAUAUGUGUCAGGGGCCAGCAAUAUCCCUCAGGCAUCCUGGCAGCACUGAGCCGGUACAGAAAUGCUCCAUGCGCAUCCCCAGUGAGGGCUGUGGGAUCUUCCAUGGGCACCUGGGAGGGAAAUGCUCGACUGUGAAUCUUGAGUUUUUCUGCUGUCUUCAGUCCCUGUUUUCCAUCCCUCGGCCUUCUCCUUUAAUCUUCACGAAGCACAGCUCGGUUGAAAUACAAGCUCCAGUUAGUGCAGGGGAAGAACAGGGGACAUGUACUGGAGGCUGAUCAGCAAAGCCUGGCUGCAGCAGCAACAGCCCCUGCAGAAGCUCUGGUAAGUGUGGAGCAAUGCACAGGCCCUGUUUUAAGCAGGGGCAAUAAAUGAAGUAUGUAUCAAACAAAGUAUAUUCUAAUUUUAGGGUGUGAACGUGCAGAGAAACAUACCUCUUUGGAACAUAUCUAGCCAAGAUGUCCCUUUCUUGGUCUCUCUAGACAGCACCAGCCAUUUCUCCGUCAGGUUGGGAAGAUAAUUUGUAUACCGAAGCCUAGGACUGAAUGUUACCUUGUAAUUGCAGAUUACAUGUAAUAGCUUCUCCCCGCUCUGUAAUUCCCCUGCGGAGCUUACCUAUGCCACUGCCUGCCCCGGGUUUGGUGAGGGCCCGACCAUGAGGGAACACAAACCCCAGACAGCUCAUCCCAGCUGAAAGCCCCUAAGUUUUGCAGCUGAGGCGCAGGCAGCGGCGGAGGGAUGGCAGCCGCACAUCUCCUGCCCCGGCUGCGUGGCUCAAGCGUGGCCGUGGCCGUGGCCAGCUCAGCUCCGCCACGGGCUGCGCGAGUGGUGGUGUGGUUGCAAACCAGCUGCUUAAAUCCCUGGGGUCCCUUGGUUUUUUUGUUUUCAUCCUUUUUUAGCUUUCUGCAGAAUUUUGUAAAUGAAUUGUGGGUGGAUUUUGGAUCGGAGAUGAACAGAGUUGCCCAGCAGGAAUCUGGCAGGAUUGAAGUUUUGAAAAGUCUGCGAGCACAGAGCAGGAGCACUUUGCUCCCCUCUGUCUUGGCUCUGUCCUCUGCCUGUAGCAUAGGAGAGCUCAUCAGCUCCCGAGUGUCCCUUUCUAGGCAGACCCAGUGGUUUUACCAAUCUCAUCCCAACCCUAAAAGAUGAUGCCAGAAAAAGGGCUCCUUUCAUCCUUUGUUUUGGGGGGCUGGUUGCUUUUUUCCUCCCUGUGUGGAUGUGGCAGAGGCAGUGUCUCUCUUGCAUGGCGCAUUUGGGAAGAUGCUGUCAGAGGCUGGCUGUAGUUUGGGGUCCCCCUGCUCUGCCCAGCUUUCUGCUGCUAUCUCAGCGUCUUGAGGAUUUGAAACCAGCUUUCUGCAAUUAUGGUAGUAAGCUUUUUCUUUUUUCCAAAGGAUUCCUACCAGCUCAUUUGUAACUUGAAAAACAUAGUUUUCCAGGUACCUGAUUCCCUUGUGGGAAUGCCACUGGAAGCAUCCCGCUUGCCGGGAUAGCUGCUGUGAGCAUUAAUGCUCCUUCAGGCUCUGAAAGAGGAGUUCAGCCCCCUUUGCCUGCUGAAACACGCUGAAGCAGCCACCAGGCUCAGGCUGGCGGGAGGCUGCUCUGGGGAACAGGUCACACGGGAGAUACAGCCCUGGCAAACGGAGCCGCUUCGCCCUCUGUGUCCUCACUGCCCGCACAGAGUCGUUCCCAUCGGCUGGAAGGAGAUGUGGAGGGAAUUUCCCUUUUGCUGAAGAAAACCAGUGGUCUCCUGUUUGGGUUUGUGGUCGGUGGGAAGAGCGAAAGAGCAUUUGCCGCGUGGGAAGCUGAAGGAAGGGGCGAGGGGGUUGUAUACAUAGGGCAAAGGAGAAAAAACCCACAACCUUUUGUUGCAUUUGUUUCUUGUAAUUAUUUUUAAGGCCAGCCUUGUGAUUUUUUUGAAUUUUUGAGGUCACUGAAAUUACCUAAAGAGCUGGCUCUGCUGCUACAACUGUGGGAACUGCAAACCUUCCUAGGGCGGCAUUGCCUCCAGGUAGGGGGGUGCAGGGACCCUUCCCACCGCAGCUCAGCCCUGAGGCACGGGUGUUCAGGGUUCUCCCAGCCAGCCAUGCCAUUCGCGUAGGCAGGCUAUUUAACUAGCCCUGAUCUUGAAGAAAUCACUGAAUUUUGAACGCCUCCUUUCUGGGAGCACCCGUCUUGUUUUCCCUCGCAGUGUGUUUGUGAGUUGGUGCUGUUUAGCAGGGGUCAGUGCUGGGGCUGGGAGGUUCAGUGUACGAAAAGGACGGCGCUGCAAUAGGAGCACACAGUUUUUUUCCUUUGACCAUUAGGAACAGACGCUGUCUGCUCCAGCUCAAUGACCUUGGCCUUGUUUUAGUUUUAUGGUAGAAAUAAAACAUGAAUCGUGCCCUCACUCUCUUCCAAAACCUGCCUGCCAGGGUCCCCUCUCCCAGCCCUGCGUGACCCAAGCCACACUGUCUCAGUUCUUCCUUCCUCCAGGUUUUUAUUUGCUCUGUAUUUGUGAGCUGCUCCGAUAGCCUGGGGGAACGGAGGAGCACAUCAUGUUCCUGGGGCAGGGGUGCUUUUGCAGCUCCCCAGAGGCACUGGAAAAGUCUUUUCCCCGUGUUUCUGGUUGCGCUGGAGCCAGGGCUGCCCUUGCCUCUCACCUGACAACGUCGCUUCUACUACUGCUAAAAAUAAUCAUGCUAAUCCGAUGGCCGUUGAUAGUAGGGGUGCGAGAACUGUGUUUGAGUGCUGUUAGUGCUGGGAUGAGGGGCCUGGCAAUGCAGAGGGUGGUGGCACUCGCUCGCCUGCCCCUCGCCAGCCCAGGGCUGUGCUCAGUGUCACAGCCAGCGUGGCCCCGUCCCCUGUCCCCGCUGCCUGCGGCUGGGUCACUCCUCCUGUCGUCCCUCCCCUGUUCGCGGGCUGCAGGCUUGGAUUUGGGGUUCGUGAGACACGAAGUUGAGGUGUGGGCCGUUUGUUUGAGCACCUUGGCAGCCAUCCUCCUCCUCCUCUGCGCUGCCUCUGCGGCAGCUGGGGAUGGCAGCGAUGGCAAGGGGACGCUCAUCCUGCCGACCCAAGUGGUUGGAAGGCCAUGGCUCUUGGGACAGGCAGGGGAGGAGGAGGCUGCCGGGCAGUGACUCACGGCAGGAUCUGGCUUUGGAUGCUCCGAUUCAGCCUUUGGAAGAGCCUGUCUCCCUCCCUCUCCAUUAACUCCUCAGGUAGCCUGCUGUCCCCUUGUUUUCGCUAAAAUUAGCGGGGGUGAUGACCUCAGUUUGGUGAACAUACUCACCUGCUCCCACCACCGAGCCAUGCCAGCAGGUCCUGGUGGUGCUGGGAUUUGAGGUCUCCUCAGUGCCACAGUGCCCGGGGAACUCACUCUGGAUCUGCAGCCCUCCCUCACAAAUGUGUCUGGCUGCGGUCCUGUGGCACGGCGCUGGCUCACGUCACUUGUCUCCUGCUCUUUGGGCACCGUAAGGCACCUGGGAGGGUUCAUUUGGAGGGAGCCUCGUCGUCCUCCUCAGUGCUUAGGGACAGAUUUUUAGCUCAGUUCCUCUGGGCUAAAAUGCAGCGAGCUGUUGCCCUGUGGGGUCACGGUGCAGGUUUACGGUGUAACACCACUGCAUUGGGCACGUUCAGAGCUGGGCGGGUGGGGGUCAGCCCUUCCAUGGCUGUAGUGCAUCGCCACUUUAUUCGUGUCUCAACUGGCUUGAACAAGACUAAGCAUUUCUCUCUUUCUCCCCUUUUCUUGGACUUAAGAAGGAGCCCAACUUUUCCCCAGAUGACCAGGAUGGCCAUAGCAUUAACCAAAUUUCUAGAACUGCCAAGAGAGCAGAAAGGCUCCUGGUGCAGCAGCUGCCCAGCUCAGAGCAGGGUCUGCCCCUCUGCUCCCUGGUUGCCUGCAACGGCCAUGCUGGGCAGCCUGGGGAGGAAACACAAAUCUUUAGGACCUUCUUUAAAAAAGUUAUUUAUGUAUCAUUUUCUCUGUAAGUAAAAUACCACUUCUGGCCUCAGACACCCACCAAACUGGCUGAAGUCAGGCUGGGGACAUGGGCAGCCCUGGGCACCCCAACCUCCUGCAGCCCCUCCUCCCUGCUCACCUCUCUCAGAAACCCCACGGGAGCCUUUCCUUUGGGGGGGGGAGCAAAAAAAAAAAAAAAAAAAAAGUGUAUUUUUUCCCUUUAAUUACCAAACUAAUGCAAACUGUCUGGGGGGAGGGUUCACCCUGUGCAGGGGCCUGUGCUGCACCCCCUGUUCCGGGCUGCCAUCGUGGGAAGGCUGCUCGUGCCGGCUGGCCGUGCGGGCAAUGCCGGCUACGCUCGGUGGGGCUAGGCAGCGGCUCCUGAGAGCUCAGCAGCCCAAGGCAUAGGGGAGACCAAAAACAUCAGUGGCCCUCGUGCCGGCCUCUGCGCAAGGGGGAAUAUUGUGCCAUGGAGCAGAGGGAGUGGUGGCAGCAGCUGAGGCUCGUGCUCUGGGCAGGAAGUGUGGAGCUGAGAAGUGGAUGCUUUGCUUUCCCAGCGAGUGCACACGCUUCUUUUCUUUGCUGGUCUUAUGCUGAAAAGCUGAGAUUUAUGUACUGUAUGGAGAAAAAAAAAAAAAAAAAAAAAAAAAAAAAAAAACAGAAAAAAAGAAAAAAAUCCUAAUGUUCCAAAAUAAAUGACAGUAUAUUUUGUACUUUGUAAAGUGUUAAUUAAAAUGAAAAAGAAUAAAAAGUGAAACAUACGCUGUCUGCUUUUGUACUGAUCAAACUGAUGAAAAUAAAGCAGAGCUUGGCAUUGUC